GCGGGCACCCCCAGCCGCGGACUGCCGGGUGGGCCUUCCUCCACGGUCGCGUCUGGGGCGGGCCGCUGCGAGAGCGGCGCGCUCAUGCACAGUUUCGGCAUCUUCCUGCAGGGACUGCUCGGCGUCGUGGCCUUCAGCACGUUGAUGCUCAAACGCUUCAGAGAACCAAAGCAUGAAAGGCGUCCGUGGAGGAUAUGGUUUCUAGACACUUCCAAGCAAGCCAUAGGAAUGCUGUUCAUCCACUUUGCGAACGUAUACCUAGCAGAUCUCACCGAAGAGGACCCCUGCUCACUGUACCUCAUCAACUUCCUCCUGGACGCCACCGUGGGCAUGCUGCUCAUCUACGCGGGCGUGCGCGCCGUCAGCGUCGUGGUGGAGUGGCAGCAGUGGGAGGCCCUGCGCUUCGGCGAGUACGGAGACCCUCUGCAGUGCGGAGCCUGGGUCGGGCAGUGCGCCCUGUACAUCGUCAUCAUGAUUUUUGAAAAGUCCGUCGUCUUCAUCGUCCUCCUAAUCCUGCAGUGGAAAAAGCCAUAGAAAACCCGGACCUGAAGCUGGCCAUCGUCAUGCUGAUUGUCCCCUUCUUCGUCAACGCGCUGAUGUUCUGGGUCGUGGACAAUUUCCUCAUGAGAAAAGGGAAGACGAAAGCCAAGCUAGAGGAGCGGGGAGCCAACCAGGACUCAAGGAAUGGGAGCAAGGUCCGCUACCGCAGGGCGGCGUCCCACGACGAGUCCGAGUCCGAGAUCCUGAUCUCGGCCGACGACGAGAUGGAGGAGUCCGACGUGGAGGAGGACCUCCGCAGAUUGACCCCCCUCAAGCCUGCCAAGAAGAAGAAGCACCGCUUCGGGCUGCCUGUAUGACACGUCCGCACACCGGGGGCCAGGCUCGGGGCCCAGCGUCGGCAGGUGGCCACUGCGUGGCACCGUCCUCCCCCUCUGCCCUCCUCUUCUACCUCCACUCCUCUUGCUGUCUCUGCCCGCUCUAUCCCUCCCAGACUACAGUGACUUAGCAGAGGGAAGAGGAGCCCGCGCCGAGGGGGCCACGGCAGCCGGAGGUCCCCGCUCAGUUGCACUACAAACACUGACCAAAUAUGCAAGCCGGGAGCUUUGUCUGUCGCUCGUUGUCACGAGCAGUGCCGUGAGGGACGCAGAAGCCCAUCUUGUGUCUGACGGGUAGCACGGUGGAGGGUAGCUCAGACUGGGGGGCCUUCGCUGGGGUGUGGCAGUGCGCACUCGCGGCCCACUGGGGACAGAAGGUCCUCGUUGACCAAGGAGGAACCGGGACUUUUCUUACGGGAAAUGGCUUUGGUAACUAUUGAUUCUAGGCCGGUUUUAGGAGCUGUGCCAGUGUUCCUGUUUUCGAGUAUGUGUUCAUUUCCUACCACGUACCUAUGGGACCGAUGGGCAAAAACAGAGAUUUUUUAAGUCUUC
Molecule: messenger RNA, 1427 nt
Organism: Tupaia belangeri chinensis (Chinese tree shrew)
Lineage: Eukaryota; Metazoa; Chordata; Mammalia; Scandentia; Tupaiidae
Gene: STIMATE
Product: STIM activating enhancer
Biological process (GO): activation of store-operated calcium channel activity
Cellular component (GO): membrane; cortical endoplasmic reticulum
Molecular function (GO): calcium channel regulator activity
Source: RefSeq, a predicted model, not a curated record